Messenger RNA from Musa acuminata AAA Group (dessert banana), 1560 nucleotides. RefSeq names its product dof zinc finger protein 1-like. The coding region runs from base 187 to 1170 and encodes 327 amino acids. Gene Ontology annotation, biological process: regulation of DNA-templated transcription. Gene Ontology annotation, molecular function: DNA binding; DNA-binding transcription factor activity. Lineage: Eukaryota; Viridiplantae; Streptophyta; Magnoliopsida; Zingiberales; Musaceae. The transcript is spliced from 2 exons. The record is from RefSeq and is a predicted model, not a curated record.
UCUCUCUCUAAAAGCUACGGAAGACAGCACCACCACAUCACCAUUCCACUGCCGCAGCUGCUUUGCCGACUCUUCUAAGUAUUCCUUGUCUCGAGACACCUGCUGCUUUCUCUUCUUCUCGUCGUCCCUCUUUGGCUUCCUUCUGGAGACUACUCCUCGGCCCGGGCCUUGUGAAGCUUUCCCUGCAUGGAUACUGCUCCGUGGCAUCAGGACAUAGGGCUGGUGAAGUCGAUGGAGAUGGUGGCCUCCUCCUCCUCCACCGUCACCACCACCACCGCCACUGCGAGCAGUACUUUCAGCGCAGCCAGGCCUCAGGUGACGGAGAGGAGGAUCAGGCCGCAGAAGGAGCAGGCUCUCCACUGUCCCAGGUGCAACUCCACCAACACCAAGUUCUGCUACUACAACAACUACAGCCUCACUCAGCCACGGUACUUCUGCAAGACCUGCAGGAGGUAUUGGACCGAUGGGGGGUCCCUCAGAAACGUCCCCGUGGGUGGUGGCUCAAGAAAGAACAAGCGGCCCUCCCUCUCCUCCGCCGCCGCCACCACCAGCGCCACCUCCGCUACCACCUCUUCCACCGCUGCGACCUCCUCUAUAGUAUCAAACCCCAAGAAGCUACCGAUUGACCUCAUCCCCCCUCGCGUUUCCCUCUCUGCAUCUCAGAAGUUCCAUGACGGACAAGACCUCAACCUGGCUUUCCCCCACCACGGACUCCCUGAGUUCAACGGCUUCCCCGGUUUGGAGAGCAGUACCGUCAACAGCAACAGUAGCGGUACUGGAAACUGCAGUAACCCAUGCAAUGCUGUUGGUGCUCUCUCUGCCAUGGAGCUACUGAGGAGUGGCAUGACUAUGAGAGGGCUCAGCCCAUUCGUGACGAUGCCACUGCCGGAAUACCCGACCGGGUUUGAGUUACAGGAAUUCAGAGCUCCUGCACUUAACUUCCCGAUGGAAGCUAUUGCCGGAGGCGAAGGAAGAGAAGGGAGCAGUGGUGGGUAUGGGGCUCUGCAGGGGGUGCAGGAGAGCGCCGGUGGAAGGCUGUUGUUCCCCUUUGAAGAUGUGAAGCCAGUGGUCCACACAAGCACCGCUGCCGAGUUCGAGAACAGUCGGGGCCAUGGUGGCCAUCCUCCUGGUUUCUGGAACGGGAUGAUAGGUGGAGGCGGCUCAUGGUAGAAGAAGCAUCUCGUGAUCUCAACGAAGAAAUAGAAAGGCCAAAAAAGAGUGCGUGUUUAUUUAUUUGGUUUGAUUUCAGAUGAUGGUGUUGAAUGACUCUGUCUGGAAUUUGCUCGGGACCAACAGAAGGCAAGCGGAAGCAUGCAUGCAGUUCCUUCUCCUCCGUUUCUUUCCAUCACAAGCUUUUCCUUCUCCUACAGUCUCCAGUUUAUGUGAUUCUCAUCACCAUGGACAUGUGAAGCUUCUUUUUAGGUUGGCUUCAACAGGGUGUGUGAUCAAAAGAAUUUUCUGUCCUAUGAUAUCACCUUUUGCUUGUACAAGAAGUCAUAAGAAUUUGCAUCAGAGUAUUGACCAAGAGUGGAACAAAGAGGAAGACAACCAUCUCCACGA